AUGUCCACAGCCAUCUGCUGGGGAUCCAUACGUACCAUUCUCAAGGAUUCCUUGAAGAGCUCCCUGCUGCAGCUAGAAUGUCAUUUUACAUGGGGUUUGCUGAAGCAGGAUGUGGAUCUCGAUGACCUAGAAGAAACAAUAGGUUAUCAGAUCGAGGUUUUCAUAGAAUCCAACAUCGCAAAUUAUAAUCUACUAUCUUAUGUAUGCCACCUAAGGGGUUCAAAUGAAGAAGCCCUGACAAAUCUCCAAAAAGCUGAAGAAGAAGUUCAAAAAUAUCAUCCUACUGAAACCGACCGGAGAACUCUUGUUACCUGGGGGAACUAUGCCUGGACCUAUUACCACAUGAAGAGAUAUGAAGAAGCUCAAACUUAUGUAAACAAAGUGGAAAACACCUACAAAAAGCUUUCAAGUACUGCUCAGUGGAAGAUUCAGCUUCCAGAGAUCUACGCUGAGCAAGGAUGGGCAUUAUUAAAGUUUGGGGCAAAAUACUACAAGAAAGCAAAGGAUUGCUUUGAAAUUGCUCUGAAGAAUGACCCUGAUAACCCAAGAUUUAACGCCGGCUAUGCAAUAGCGAUGUAUCGUUUGGAAGAUUUUUCUCACAGACAAUGCGAAGAUAUAAACCCGUCCCUCGAGCCCCUGAAGCGUGCAGUAGAACUGAAUCCAAAGGAUACUUUCAUUAUGGCAUUACUUGCAUUAAAACUUCAGGACUUAAAGCGAGCUGAUGAAGGGAAGAAGUACAUUGAAAAAGCAAUACAGAUAACCCCUGAUCUUCCCUAUGUCCAGCGGUACGCUGCUAAAUUUUACAGAAGGAAAGGAGAAGUGGACAAAGCACUGGAGAUUUUGAAAAAGGCCCUAGCAGUGACACCAAAAUCUGUCUUUUUGCAUCACCAACUAGGAGUCUGCUACAGGUCAAAGCUGUUUCAACUGAAAGACACCACAAGAUACCCACCUCAAGAUCAAGUGGAAGAACUCAUCAGACUUGCCAUUUUUCAUCUUAAAAUAGCAACUGACCAGAAGACAAAAUUUUUUUCUGCCCAUAUGGACCUAGCAAACAUGUAUGCACAAGGAAAGAGGUAUAAAGAAGCAGAAGAAACAUUUCAGAAAGCGCUUCAGAUAAACAUUCUAUUCUAUGAUGAUAAACAAGAAUUCUACCACCAUUACGGCAAUUUUCAGCGUUUUCAUAUGAAAUCGGAAUCUGAAGCCAUUAGGUAUUACCUAGAAGGGCUGAAAAUUGAAAAAGAGUCUUAUGGAAGAAAUAAGUGCAGAAAUGCUCUGAAGAAAUUGUUGGAACAGAGAAUUCAGAGAGGUUUAGGAGGUGCAACAGAUUUUGGUACACUUGGACUCGUUCAUAAUCUAAAUGAUGAGAAAGAUAAAGCAAUUGAGUGCUAUGAGAAAGCCAUUGCACUGUGUCCCAACAAUGAAGAAUAUCUGACUGCAUUAUGUGAGUUACGACUUUCCAUCUGA
Charadrius vociferus (killdeer) is the source of this 1464-nucleotide messenger RNA. Its product is annotated as interferon-induced protein with tetratricopeptide repeats 5-like. Gene Ontology annotation, molecular function: protein binding. Gene Ontology annotation, biological process: defense response to virus. The coding region runs from base 1 to 1464 and encodes 487 amino acids. Lineage: Eukaryota; Metazoa; Chordata; Aves; Charadriiformes; Charadriidae. The transcript has 2 exons. Gene Ontology annotation, cellular component: cytosol. The record is from RefSeq and is a predicted model, not a curated record.